GACUCUCUAGUGCAGUCAUUACUAAUGUAUGACAAAUUUCAAAACUACCUCUUUUCUUUCACUUCAUUCCAUAAACUCUCCCAAGUUCCAAAACUAACUACUCCACUUUUCCUGUCUUUUUAUUUAAUACUACAAUUUAUUUUAUUUAUAUGAAAUUAUGACAAGAAUUUGUUGUUAUGGAAAGAUAGAGUAUCCAAGUGAAAUUAAUUCACUUGAAAAAUAUACAUCUUCAAAUUUUUGGUAAUUUUCUAAUGAGUGAAAAAAAAGAACUUUUAAUUUUGGUAGGACUCUAGGAAGUAGGAACUGAAUGAAACUGACCAAAAACACCAUGCAAUUUCAAAUUAAUUAAAGAUAUUUAUAUAAAGAAAUAAACUUUGUUGAUUAGUUCACAAUGACAUGGAUUCUUCAUCCCAAACCCAUUUCUUAAUCUCUCUCUUAAUCUUCAAGAACACUCUGAAUCGAGAGUUGAUAAGAAGCUUGCAUGUGUAUCGAUGUGAUGAUGGGAAGGAAAGAGAAGUGGAAAGAGAGUUUGUAUUCUCAAUCAAUGGAACAUACAUGGAAAUGGAUAAUGCUAUGUGUAACCCACUUUUUCUUGGAUUAAAAACCUCAGAUGUUUUUCAUUCUCAAGGAUGUUUUGUCAAUGGUUUAUGGGUUUGCAUAUUCGCUUUCCAUGCCCAUCAUCCUCAUUUUCCUUAUCUCACAUCAAUUCCUUCUCUCCUUAAACCUUCCAAAAAUCCGAAGCUGAGGUCAAUUCCAUCACUGGCCAAUGAUCUUCAAGCAAUUUUCCAAAUGAGAUGCAUGGCCACCACAGCCAAAGAUGAUAAUGACAAAGAGAAAUCCAAUGAGAAUGAAAAUAAACCUCUAAAGAGAAAAAGCUAUUUUGUCCUUGAUCAAGAUCUUAAUUGUCUUCCUUAUCCAGACACACCUUCUGAAUCUUCAGAUGAUCAGCAAAUUGAUCAAUCCUCAUCAGGUGUGAUGGAAGAGGAUAACAAGAAGAAGAAAAGAGCAGCAAGUAAAGACAUAGCAAGACUUGCAUUAUCCGAUUUAGCCAAAUAUUUUGAUCUCCCAAUAGUGGAAGCCUCAAGGAAUCUGAAAGUAGGAUUAACAGUUCUAAAGAAGAAGUGUAGAGAAUUCGGGAUUCCUCGUUGGCCACAUAGAAAGAUCAAAUCGCUGGAUAGUCUCAUUCGAGAUCUUCAGGAAGAAAAUAGGUGGCAACAGGCGAACAAGGAUGCAGCUGAAGCGGUAGCAAAGAGGAAAGAGAUGUUGAAGAAUGAAAAGGAAAGCAUUGAGAAGACGCCUUUCUUGGAUAUGAAAACCGAAACCAAAAGGUUCAGGCAAGAUGUUUUCAAGAGAAGGCACAAAGACAGAGUUCUCAAGAAUCAACAGGCAUUAUCAAUCUCUCCAAAUUAGAUUCAUUUAAUCUUUCUUUCUUUUUUUUUGGAUAUAAAUAUAUAAAAAGAUCUUUAAUAAUCAAACACUUAACAGUUGUUAUUACUAUAACUAGAAGCUACAACAAUAUCUAUCUGAUAUAAUAUAAGUACAGACAUGUAUACAGUUGUAGCACUUUGACUUUGACUUUUGGAAGCUCAUUUUUGUGUCUUGUUGACUUGAACAAUAAGGCAUUGUUGUUGGUUUUAAUUCAAAGGUUUGAGAAACAAACUAAA
Molecule: messenger RNA, 1664 nt
Organism: Cannabis sativa
Lineage: Eukaryota; Viridiplantae; Streptophyta; Magnoliopsida; Rosales; Cannabaceae
Product: protein RKD5
Exons: 5
Coding region: 397-1410 (337 amino acids)
Molecular function (GO): DNA-binding transcription factor activity
Source: RefSeq, a predicted model, not a curated record